AUGUCUGUGGAAGCUGGUCGAACAUGUUUCCUAAUUGAUUCCAUUCUUGACACGAAACCUAAAGAAGAAUUUAAUGAGACAGAGGAAGAGGAUGACGAGGAUGAGGAGGAGGAGCUCUCGAGUUCAGAAGUUGCCAGGUGAGAGUUCAUUUCGUUUCUUUUCCCCCUUGUCCCAUUUCUCUAUUUCUUCUAAGCUCCUUCGAUAUCACUCUUCUGUUUUCAAAAUGUCAGUGGUCAUUCUGUAAGAGCUUCAAAAGUAUUGUGGUCAAUGUUAUCCGCGUCUAAUUCCACCGCAUUCACAUGAUGCGCUACAAUCGAACCACUCCAAAUUUCGGUCAUAGAAAGACGAGUGAGAUGUGCGUGAGCGUUACCUCAACCACAAGACAACAUUGUCCAAAAGUCAGAAGUAUAUUGGGGGAUCAAGGCUCGACGUCAUAUGCGGAACCUUAUGCGCGGGUCACCUUAUCUUCCAAUUCAAUUACAUUUCGGGAGUUGAAUCAAACUUAAUCCUACAAUAUCUAUACAUAUUCAGUGGGUGGAGACCCGAUUCCCGUAAUUACACCACUUUCAAAUAAAUAGCUUUAAACUUGUCGGCGUUUGCCUGUUCGUCGCCCGAAAAACAAUGAUUUAGUCAUGCACAUUUCUGAAAAUUUGGGAACAAAAUGAAGAAAAGUUAGCUACCAACAUCUCACUACCGUUUUCCCGUUCUUCACUCGUUUACCAUUGUUCUUGACAUUUGUUUUCCUCUCGCCUUUUGCGACACCUCACCUACUAAGUGGUACAACAUUGUUUUCCGGCGCCUAUUUUUUGAAUAAUUCACACGUGUUUGAAGACCUGACUCGCAUCUCAUCUCAGAAAACAUUCCUCUUACUCAACUAGAUUUUUUCAGUGAGAACGAUAUGGAGACGGCAUCCGGAAGCACUCCGGUGGACUCUCAGCCUAAGCAAGAUCUCUCAGCGCUUCACAAAAUCAUUACUUCCUUUGAUGCGAACAAGUUCGCAGCGCUGCGCCGAAAUGGUCAUCCGAUGCUUGUGGUAAGCAGAUGAAAGCAAAAUUAAAUCAAUUCCAAGGUUAUAUGGUUUCAGCGCCCCGAGUUCUUUCAAUUCGAACUGAGCAAACAGCUGCACCUUGUCCAGCAGACAAUUCAAAUGAACGUGCUACAAAACCUCGGACACUCCCUGCCACUCUCUUUUGUUCCGCCGAUUAUGAAAAGUACAUUAACUUUUUCCGAUGCACUAAUCCCAACUUUUUCGAUUACAGACGUGACCCCAGUUGCCAAACGGAAUCACACCAAAAGAACCUCAUACUUGGACCAGUCUCUAAAAAAUAACAUGAAAAAGUAUCGGUGUGAUGUUUGCGAGAAGACAUUCAGCCGAAGUAACACUUUGAUCACCCACAAGGUAACCACUAAUCACUACGUUUCCCCGCCGAAAAAAGUGAGGGUGUAGAACAGCAUCACAUCACUUUUUGGCUAUUUGCAUAUCACUGAAACGUUGUUUUCGAACUUCCAAAGUGAUGUUAAAUUAUGUCACAUCAUUCUGCAAAUUGAACCGAGGAGAAACAGAAUCUGACGAAUUCGUUUUUUAAAAAAACCAGCUCAAAUUAUGACGUUUUUUAAGUUCGGUUUGCAGCGUAUUCAUACCGGGGAGAAACCAUUCAAAUGCGAGCAUUGUGGCCGGGCAUUUCGCCAACCCGGAAAUUUGACACGUCAUCGACUGACUCACACAACGGUACCACCGCUACCAUCAAAGAGACUGGACGGAAUUGAAUUGAAUGAUUUCAGGUCAAGCCCUACGUGUGUGGAUUGUGCGACAAAGCCUUCAACCGUGCCUCGAAUCUUCAUACUCACAUGAGAACACAUUCGAACAUGUGA
This is a messenger RNA of Caenorhabditis sp. 36 PRJEB53466, 1872 nucleotides long. Lineage: Eukaryota; Metazoa; Nematoda; Chromadorea; Rhabditida; Rhabditidae. The record is from the annotation of a GenBank genome assembly.